Xenia sp. Carnegie-2017 is the source of this 1560-nucleotide messenger RNA. RefSeq lists its product as uncharacterized. Lineage: Eukaryota; Metazoa; Cnidaria; Anthozoa; Malacalcyonacea; Xeniidae. The record is from RefSeq and is a predicted model, not a curated record. Bases 140 to 847 code for a protein of 235 amino acids. The transcript is spliced from 7 exons.
AUUAUAGAACUCAAUGGAAAAAACCAAAAAACAUAGCGCGCGCCAUUUUGUUUUGUUAUUGGAGCGAAGAUAUUUUACAGUACCCUGUAUCAGUAUUUUUUAUGAAAUAUUAAACACAUAGGGGUUUCACCUCUUAUUUAUGCAAUCACACAUGUCUCAUAAACGCAGUAAGCUGAGUAAACCAACGAUUGAUGAGCAGCUGCUGUCUGCAAUAAGCAAUGUCAAUGCUCUUACAAAUCAAGGUGUUCGAAGUAGAAGUAAAACUAUUAAGAAGAAAAAUGCCAGUAGAGAUAUAGUUCUUCAAAGAAACGAAGAUGGCGAACGGAUUAUUCACAAGCCGAGGCAAAGCACUCCGAGCAAUAGAAAUACACAAAGAGAUGAGGAAAUGCCUACAACAUCGUCAGAUUUACAUGAUGUUCCACAGGAAAUGUUAUGUGAUGACAAUGUUACUGAGAGAGAUCUUGAAGCCAUUCUUGAAAGCUGUCAGUUGGUUAUUGGAGAAGUGGAUACUGGGCCAUCUGCUUGGCAAAAAAGAAUGGAAAAUCGAGAAGAAAAUUGGGAAAGUAUGAGGGAAAAAAUAUUCAAUGUCACUGUGUCAUCAUUUGCUCCUCCUUUAUCUGCUAUGAAGUGUUGUAGAUGCAAUGAAAAUGAAGCUGUACUGAGAUGCAGACAAUGUGGUGUGUUGAGAUAUAUUUGUCGAGAAUGCAAUGAUGAUGUCCAUGAGAAUAAUCCUCUCCAUGAUCGAGAAGUGUGGUUGGAUGGUUAUUUUCAAUAUAUCAAGCCAACACAAUCCAUUUCAUCUGAUGGAAAGAUUUGCAGCAAUGAUCGAUCAUGUCCCAUCCUUUAACCAUCAUCAUGUCAGUUGUGUAAUGAACCUAUCAUCAAAACUACCAACAGUUCUCUUGUGAUUAUGAUCACUUGUGAAGGACGAUUUGAUCUUAAUUGGUUCACUGUACAUUGCUCAUCUUGUCAAUGGAAGUGGUCACCAAUUUCUGUUGACAGUAUAAUUGAGAGUGGCUGGUGGCCUGGUAGCCCUGAAAAUUUUCUUUACAUAUUUAGUCAAGAUGUCUUUAAUUUGUGGGAUGCAUUUAGAAAGAGGAUGCCUGGGUCAUCACAAUCUGCUUUUGUAAGAAGUUUGGAAGAUAUUUCCAGCUCUAGAGGAAGGGAAAAUGUUAUCAAUUCAGUCACAUUCAGAAAAUCAUUUGCUGAAUGGAGCUAUUGCCAACAUGAAAUUGACCUUCUUCAUGAGCAGACAUGGAAAAAUUGCCCUCCUUAUAGUAUUGAUCAACAUUCAUGUCAUAUUGAUGGAAAUCAAAAAGUGUACAGAUUCAGCAAAGUACCAAGGGGUCCGGUCCAGUGUUAUUAUCGUGAUGUAUUGAUUGCAAACAAUAGUUUUGUGGACUCGCAUUUAAAACGUCUUGGUUCAAAGUCAAUUCAGGUAAUGUGUUAUGAAGUAGGAUUGAAAGGUAGUAAUCUAUUAUUAGGUUAAAGCAUUUUUUAUAGAAUGAAGAUAAUUCUUGUGGCGACACCCAUUGGAAAGCUGCAAAAUGGUCUCCAAAU